AUGAUCGAUAAAUUACUUGAUCAAUUAAAUAACCUUCGUAAAAAAAAUAAUUUAAAAAAAUUAGAAUGGAAUACCCAUUUAAUUUUUGUAGCUAAAAAACAUGCUGAAAAUAUUUCUUUAAUGAAUGAAUAUGAUAAAAAUACUAAUGUUAAAAACUUUUACUACUAUGAUAUUCAAUAUUUUAAUAAAACAACAGAAAAUGAAGUUUUUAAUGCGUUAGUAAAUAAUAAAAAUUAUAAAAAAAUUUUAUUAGAUAAAAACUACAAUCAUUUUGGAGCAUCUUUUAAAAAUAAACAUUGGGUAUUAAUUUUUGGACAUUUAUAUGCGAAAGAAAACAUAAAUAUUAAUCUCUUACUAGAAUAUACAAAUAAUGAAAGAACUAAAAUUGAAAAAAAAGCAAUUGAAAGUUGGAUGGAAUCAUCUGGCCAUAAAAAACAAAUUCUUGAUAAAGAUUAUAUUUAUUUUGGAGCUGAAUUUGCUAAAGAUAUUUGGACAUUAAGAAGUGGAAAAUUAAGUUGUUCGACAUGUCGUAAACAAGAUAUUAUUUUGUAUGGUUUCAAUAAGCGAACUCAUAUUAGUGUUGGAACACAUAAAC
Molecule: messenger RNA, 595 nt
Organism: Cetraspora pellucida
Lineage: Eukaryota; Fungi; Glomeromycota; Glomeromycetes; Diversisporales; Gigasporaceae
Source: the annotation of a GenBank genome assembly